Linepithema humile (Argentine ant) is the source of this 1683-nucleotide messenger RNA. RefSeq names its product doublesex-Mab related 11E. Gene Ontology annotation, biological process: sex differentiation; regulation of transcription by RNA polymerase II. Gene Ontology annotation, cellular component: nucleus. The record is from RefSeq and is a predicted model, not a curated record. Gene Ontology annotation, molecular function: RNA polymerase II cis-regulatory region sequence-specific DNA binding; DNA-binding transcription factor activity, RNA polymerase II-specific. Lineage: Eukaryota; Metazoa; Arthropoda; Insecta; Hymenoptera; Formicidae.
CGAAAUUAAUAAAGGGAUUCUAAACUAAUUAGUUUUCGAGUUCCAUCAAUUUGUUGCAUAGAUGCAAGACAAUUAAACGUUAUUCACAAUUUAUGUAUGUGUGUGUACACGUGUCAGCCUUCUAACGAUCUAACGAAACAUCGAUAUGUUUCCAUCAUGCAAACUGUAAUCAAAGAAGUUGUAGCCGUUAACGAAGGAUUUUCUUUCGUGGAGUUACUCAUAACAAGAACACGAAGAGAAACAUAGUGGUCCAUUGGUUCGCAGCCGACGAAAGCGGCGGAGUUUCUUGAGCUUUCGAGCCAAUGAGAAUACGUUCGUCUUCUAAAAAUACAUUUUGAAUCAGUAGGAGGAGAUGAAACGACACCUCCUUCGCAAGAGACAAGAAACAUUCUUAUAAGUAAGUAUAUAUCUCUUCCAGUAGAGAUGAGUAGAACGUCGCGGCAACUCAGUCAACGCAUCCGAGAAGAGAGUUAAACAAUAAGUUCGAUACAAUAAGUUUGAUUAGAACUUGAAUAAAGGAAUCUCGCGCGUCUUCCUGAUUGACAAUCGUAUCGCAGUAAAACAGUGGAAAGGAGAUGUCUACGAAAAACUGAAUUUUUCGCGCAAAAUCGGUGUACGAUUCCAGUUCGCUAUGCUACUUAAAGAUCGAAAAGAAAGGAUCGAUCGUGUGCGUACAACAAGGAACAAAAUCUAUAUACACAAUAUUUCAAGUAAAACUUACUUGAACGCGUUGGUUUUCUAAAUCUGAACGAAUUUUUCGCGACUUCCUAGACGUACCGAUUAUCAUGCUGCGAUAUGUGAUUGCGCACGUUGUGAAACAAGCGUGUUUAACAUCGAUUACGCAUUGAACAAUCUGGAACGGUCUACGUAAUUAUUAGCAACUUAAAGUUGAAUUAAAACUCGCAUACUCUAGCAUUUACAUGUCAUUCAAAGUAAUAUAAAAGGAUGAAAACUGACGGAAUAUCCGGUACGUCCAAUCGUUUGAAUCAAAACAUGGAGCAACGUUUGAGGAGUCCGAAGUGCGCGAGAUGUCGAAACCACGGUGUGAUAUCCGGUCUGAAAGGUCACAAGAGAUCCUGCGCAUGGAAGGACUGCCGAUGUCCUUGUUGUCUACUGGUCGUCGAAAGACAGCGGGUGAUGGCAGCGCAAGUUGCUUUACGCAGGCAACAGCAAGCACAAGGUGACAGCCUCCUGUCUUCAGCAAAUAAAGCACCAGCGGACACCGUAAAUCCUUAUUACGUUAAAACGAAAUACGACGAACCGGACACUGUCUGCGGCAGAAAAUCCAAGAAUUUUCAAAGGCAUCAUUUACAUUUCACGCAAACAAGUAUCAGCGUGACGCAGGGUUUUUACGGAUUAAAUGCCGUACAUAAUUUGCCAGGCACAUUAUCACCACAUCCGCGUUUGUUGAGCACUCUAUCUUCUCUUGGAUGCAAUCAAAAACAAGAAGCUGAGCCCUCGCUGAAAGUACAAUCCUUCCAUUCUGCCUAUCCGACAAUUCCAUGGUUCAACGAAGUAACGCAAUCGUAUUUGGCGAAUGGAGACUUGAACAAUUUUAUUUCCACGAGGGAUUUACGGAACUGUCCUACUACAAACAAUGAAUCUUGUUUAGAAAAAAAAGCACCGAUUUCCUUCAGCGUGGAAUCCAUUAUUGGUACGAAAUAAAAUCCCAAUAUAUUAAGA